Auxenochlorella protothecoides is the source of this 495-nucleotide messenger RNA. RefSeq lists its product as hypothetical. Lineage: Eukaryota; Viridiplantae; Chlorophyta; Trebouxiophyceae; Chlorellales; Chlorellaceae. The transcript has a single exon. Bases 1 to 495 code for a protein of 164 amino acids. The record is from RefSeq and is a predicted model, not a curated record.
AUGACUACAAUUGUCGGCGUGGGCAACUGGUCGGCCCAGGACCGGGGGGGCAUCAUGCGGGGGCCCCCGCCGGGGCCGUGGAUCCGCUUCUUGCGGCGCCUGCGGCGGGUGUGCAGGGUGGUGGUGGUGGACGAGCACAGGUCAUCAAAGCUGUGUUGCGCCUGUCACGCCACCCUGCAUGCCCACCAGUACGUGCGGGUGCGCCUAGGCGUGGAGAAGCUGGUGGACGUGUGGGACACCAAGCGGUGUACGAACAGAGGCUGCAAGGUCAACGUCGUCAACCGCGAUGUGAACGGAGCGGCCAACAUCCUGAUGCUGACCAAGUGCUUUUUUGAAAAUGCACUUCGUCCCACUGCAUUUGGUGGACCCCCUGCUUCCCCUUCUCCCACCCUCCCACCCCCCCCACCCCCUCUGGUUCGCCGAUCGAGGCAACCAACUGCGCCAGUCAGAUCCCGCGUGCGGGAAGCAGCUGUGCAACCGGCGCAAGCCCGGUAG